AUAAAAUCGACUCCAUUACACUCGCUGUUAUGUUCAAUUCACUCUUUAAAGUGACACCGAAAGAGCAUUGCUGGUAGUGUAACAUAAACCGCCGCGUUGAUAACACUUUAUUUAUUAAUUAAUAUAGUAAUAAAACCUUUUUCGAACAACCUACAUGACUGUGACGAGGGAAUCAAAAAGUUAAAAGAAAUAAAAAAAAUAAAGAAAAUUAUUUCGAUAUUCGAAUUUUAAAAGUUGGUGCAAAAUUGGCGGCAAUAUGAAAUCUAAUUUUAAUCUAAGCAGGACGACUUUUUACGUGAAUGUGUUAUUGUUUUGUGCUAGUGCAAGAAAUGUUGGUGAAACCAAACGAUCAUUACCUGUAACAUCAUUUGACGAGAAAAACAAAGAUCAUUGGCACAUUCAAGCACAAUGGACCCUCAAAAACAAGGUAUCAGCUCCUCUGAAAACCGGCCUCGCAAAAAACGUAAUCUUGUUCAUCGGUGAUGGAAUGAGUAUCACCACCCUGGCUGCGACAAGGUCGUACUUGGGACAAAGGUAUGGCCGGCAAGGGGAGGAGCUGAAACUCAGCUUCGAAGCUUUCCCAUACACCGGACUUUCAAAGCCUUACUGCGUUGAUCAGAACGUGGCUGAUUCCGCGUGCAGCGCCACAGCGUACCUCAGCGGGGUGAAGGCCAACUAUGGGACCGUUGGCCUCAGUGCUGCUGUUAAGAAGGGAGACUGCGAGGGCCAAAAGCAAGGCACCCACUCCGUUACUGGCCUAACAGAUUGGGCGCAAAAGGCUGGCAAAAAAACCGGUGUGGUGACCACAACGCGAGUGACCCACGCCACCCCGUCGGCUGCGUACGCCCACUCGGCUGACAGGAAGUGGGAGUCGGACACCAACUUACCCAAACACGGGCCUAGGUGCGAAGACAUCGCGACCCAGCUGGUUCGAGGGGCUGUAGGAAGUAAAAUCAAUGUUAUCUUCGGUGGUGGUAGAAGAAAUUUCUUGCCAAGAACAGAGAAAGAUAGCGAAGGUUUCAGAGGACACAGAAGCGAUGGCAAUAAUCUCAUUAAAGAGUGGCUCAAUAAGAAGGCAUCGUAUGGAGUUCCAGCUAAAUAUAUCCAGAAUCGUUUAGAGCUACUGACCUUGAAAAAUUCUGACUCGGACGUGCUAGGUCUGUUCUCACCAGACCAUAUGCCUUACCAUCUCGAAGCGGGAGAGGACGAUCCAACCUUGAGCGAAAUGACAGAGAAAGCGAUAGAGAUACUAUCGCGAAACAAAAACGGUUUCUUUUUGCUCGUCGAAGGGGGUAGAAUAGACACAGCUCAUCACGAGGCCAAGGCUCGGAAAGCUUUAGACGAAACAGCCGAAUUGGCCAAAGCCGUGGAAGCCGCUUUGCUCGCAGUGGACCCUGAGGAGACCCUCAUAGUGGUCACUUCUGAUCACAGCCACACAAUGACUUAUAGUGGUUACAGUAAACGAGGCACCGAUAUUUUAGGAUUUACCAAUAAGGCGAAUGCAACGGACAGUUUGCCUUACACGAUACUGAGUUACGCUAACGGCCCUGGAUACCGGCCGGAUAGACAGAACAUACUCCUGGAUGAUAUAAAUAACUUGAACUACUCAUACCCAUCAUCCGUCCCAAUGGUACGAGAGACCCACGGCGGUGAGGACGUGGCAGUAUUUGCAAAGGGUCCAUGGGCCCACAUAUUCUCAGGGAACUACGAACAGAACUACAUACCGCAUGCUAUAGCAUACGCGUCCUGCAUUGGGCCUGGAUUCACGUAUUGCAAAGUAUGAUCAAGAACAGAUAUGGAGACUAGUUCCAAUGAAAGUGAAAAAACUUUUCGGAAUUAAAUACCAAAAGGUGGAUUUUAGUGAUGAAUUUAACAUUAUAAGUGACUUAAUUGUGUUUUUCGUGUUAGUACGUCGGCGUAAAUUAUUGCAUAGUUUGUAAGUUAGGGUUACUAUUAGAGACCUUAUGUAUUAUUUCAGUUUGAACAAAGUUGACCCUAUGAUAUCGCAAAUGAGUAAAAAAACGCAUUUGCUUUGUAUAAAGGCACAUUGUUAAUAUUUAUAAGGAAAAACCAAUUACAAAAUCAAUUCCACGUGUAAUACAAUACUAUACCAGUACGUUCGGUUCUGUAACAUGCAAUAUAUUUUACUGUCGAAUUUCAUCUUUCGAUUGCUGGCUCAACAGAUAUUGCGGCAUUUUGCCAGGUAAUGACGUAAUGCAUAUUAUUUUACUUUAAUAUUAAUUAUAAUUAGGAUAUUUUAGACAUUUUGAGCUAGCGAACUCGACAGUGAGAUUUUGGUUUACAGAUUUAUUUAUAAGUAAUACAGUAUUCAAUGUGAAGCGAAGUAUUAAAUGGAGAUAAAAGUUGACAGACGAAAGAGAAUAUUUCUUAAUUAGAUUUUUUGUUGAGGUCUUGAUUGUAGUAGUUUUUCUAAACUGACAGUUACAGAGCAAAAUGUUAUAGGCGAGCGUAAAAAAUGAUUUAGUCUUUUUCACGUAAAAGACGGUAGCAUAACUUGAAAGUGCGAUCGUUAAAUAAAGAAUAUUGACCACAGAUAUAUAUUGAAUGAACUGAGUGUGAUAUGUAAUUUCGUCUUUCCCACAUUUAUCUGCAUAUAAAACUAGGCAUAUAAAUGUGUGAGAAUGACAAAGUGAUCGUGCAGCGAAUAAAUAGUUCGUAAAAAUAAUAAAUAAAUAAAUAAUAACUAAAUAUUUUCAACACUCACACCAAUUAGCCUAGCCCCAAAAUAAGCACAAUAAGGUUUGUGUUACGGGAUACCAGGGUAACGGAUAGAAUACAUAUACUGUUCAUAUUUAUGUAUAUUUUUAUA
Messenger RNA from Chilo suppressalis (striped riceborer), 2830 nucleotides. Lineage: Eukaryota; Metazoa; Arthropoda; Insecta; Lepidoptera; Crambidae. The record is from the annotation of a GenBank genome assembly.